UGUUUUCAAGGGAGCUAAUCGUGCCUGUGACCUUUCAGGUUUAUAAAAGGAUUACAGGUAUUUGUUAUUACAACAUUAACAGACUGGAAACCAACCAAGGUAAAUUAAAAGUACAGAUGCAAGAUAUUUUAAACCGUAUAAUUACACACCAUCAAUCAAUGCAGAAUAAAAUCGUCUGUUAACCGCUAAUUAGCUUUACUGUGCAGUUAAAUGAUUAGCGUGUGGAUGUCAAUGCAAUUAUUGGUGACAGGUAUUAAACAGUGAGAGGUUUGAAACUAUCAGUUCUAUACAUCUAUUGAUAGAAGCGAAGAAGGCACAGCGUGUGACAUCCAGGGAACUUAAAACCAGCACAAAUUACAGGCAAUCUUCUAUGUUGGAUAUUGACAUUUUCAAUGGGGUUGUGUGAGUCAGAAAAAAAGAAAGUCUGUCAUCGUUAUGACAAAGUAAACUGUGUCACAACGGACAUCACAUGUUAGACAUCAAUUCAUCUGGGUCCCUUGAAAGUUUUGGCGAACAACGGGACGAGGUUAUAUUGUAUUCUCGUAAAAUAGAUAAAGAUCUGGCGAGCCGGGAUUGUCAAGUUACUAUUAUAGCGAGAAAAUGACUAGAUAUAGAAUGGAAACACGAGUUUUUCUUUUCGCUAUAAUUGUGAUAUUUAUUAAUGUUCUGAUUUUACACAAAACUUUUAGUGGAUUAGAACGAGAGAACAUGAUUGACCCCGGGGGGACAAAUCAUCGUCAUAGCUCCAUGGAUAUGUAUAGUAUAUUUGAAAGUAGACUUCGGAAACUUACAGAAGUAUCUUUUGAUAGAGGUGUUCAUUUGGAACAUCUCUAUCCCUUAUCAAGAGACAGUGCUACUUUAGGGUGCCAAGAUAUGGUCCGAAUGACAAACUAUCGCUUCCUAGCGUCGGGGUGGACAAAAGCUGUAUAUAGCGCAAGUUACAAUAAUAAGACAUAUGCUGUGAAGACCGUGUUUCCCAAGGGUAGAGAUAUAUCUUCUUGUUUAGAAGAAGGACAUUUGUAUGAUAAGUGUUUUUACAAGGCCGCCAAGAAACUGGUCAAAGAGAUCAGCCUGCUACAGAAACUAUCUCAUCCAAAUAUUGUCCAGGUGUUUGGUUUCUGUAUUACAAGUGACAAUCUAUACGACGUCUCCAUGGUAACAGAAUUAGGGGAUCCCGUAGAACUGAUUAGACUUUUACAAAUGUCAUGGGAGGACAGACUCAAGGUUGCGUACGACAUUACAAAGUUGUUAUAUUUCAUGGCACACAAUCAGUUUGGGACAAUUUCUAUCAAUGAUUUCCGGAGGCAACAGUUUGUCAGGGUAAAUGAUGAAAUAAAGUUAUCCGAUGUUGAUGAUAUAGGUUUCGGCGACCCAAUUUGCCAAACAGAUGACGAUUGUACUGUUACCUUUCCAAAUGCCAACUUCUCGUUGAGAAUAUCUUGUCAGAAUUUAAGGUGUAUUGGACAUAACGAGAAAAAGAACAUUUUUAACGCUGGACGACAUUUUACCACAUUCCUCCUGCCUCAUGGUGUUCCAAAAGGCUUGCAGCCAUUAGUUGACAGAGUCGUACUUGGUUACUCUAAUGUUACUAUGAACACCAAACAACUCUUAUAUUUGAUGGACAAAAUUGUGCAAAUGUACGGGAGUGGUAGUUACUUGAACCGGAAUGGUACACAUACAAAAGUUCUUUAUAAUAAAAUACCAUACCAAGAUCUCCCUGGAAUAUAUGAUUACCCGUGUCGGUUAUCAUUGACCGGAUACGGAUGUACUGUAUCAGUGUUUGACCUACAGGAAGCGGAAGCGCUUUGCAAUGCAGAUGAACAAUGUCUAGCUUUUGUUUUCACUAAAGAACAAUCCUGGACAGGGCGGACAUUAAUACACAUGAAGUCUAAUGUUGGAUAUUUGAACCCGAAUAUAAAUACAAAUUUAUACAUGUAUGUAAAACCAACGAGUUCAAGAUUGAUGUAGAAUUAAAACCAACGAGUUAAAUAUUGAUGUAACAUUAAAACCAACGAGUUAAAGAUUGAUGUAACAUUAAAACCAACGAGUCAAAGAUUGAUGUAACAUUAAAACCAACGAGUUGUUAAAGAUUGAUGUAACAUUAAAACCAACGAGUUCAAGAUUGACGUAACAUUAAAACCAACAAGUUAAAGAUUGAUGUAACAUUAAAACCAAUGCGUUAAAGAUUGAAGUAACAUUUAAACCAAUGCGUUAAAGAUUGAAGUAACAUUAAAACCAAUGCGUUAAAGAUUGAAGUAACAUUAAAACCAAUAAGUUAAAGAUUGAUGUAACAUUAAAAAGCAAAGAUGGCAAUCCGAAUACAGGGUAUAAGAUAGAUAACUAGAUUUAUCAUUAUCUGAUAUUAGCAAACACUUUCUGAUAUUAUUUUGUUUGAAUAUGUGUUAACACGCCAGUAACACGUCAGUGCUGAUUUUAUGUGAAAAAAAAUCCACGUAAAUUUCUAAUUGAAUUCAAGUUUUAUUUCAAAUUCAUUUGAAAUCGAAGUGAAAAAUAAUUCAGUGAUAUCUACAUUUGUGAAAUUUGCUUUUGUGUAUAGCUGAAUUGACAAAUUGAUAAAUAGAUGUACACAGUUAUGGAUAUAUCUCUUUGAUUGGACGAAUACAUAUAUUGACUGGACGUGUAGAUAAAUGUUUGGACGAAUAUUUAAUGAUUGGACGGAUCUAUAAAUGAAUUGACGGGUGUAUGAACUACUGGGCGAAUAUAAAAAUUAUCAGACGAAUAUAUACAUGAUUGGACGGAUAUAGCAUAAUUGGGCGAAUAUAAAAAUUAUUAGACGAAUAUAUACAUGAUUGGACGGAUAUAGCAUAAUUGGACAAAUGUAUGCAUGAAUGGACGGAUCUAUAAAUGGUUGACGGAUAUAUAAAUGAUUGGAAGGAUAUUUGUAUAUGAUUGGACGAGUAUACAUAAAUGAUUGAAUGGAUAUAUUAUUAAUUGGACGGAUAUAUGCAUGAAUGGACGGAUAUAUAAUUGAUUGAAAGGGUAUUUAAAUGAUUGGACGAGUAUAUACAUGAUUGAAUGGAUAUAUUAUUAAUUGGACGGAUAUAUGAAUUAUUGGUUGGGUUUAUCAUUGAUUCGACGACUAUUACAUUAAACCGACGGAUAUAUGCGUGACUUAACAAAUAGAUGAAUGAUUGGACGGAUAUAUAAAUAAAGGGACGGAUUACGAUUAUUUUGGCGAUUUAUAAUAUUGAUUGGAUGGUAAUAACAUUGAUAUGGGCGAUAGAAUUGUUAAUUGCCGGAUAUAUCAUUCAUAGGUUGUUUAUAAGGAAUCAUGAUUAAGUAGAUGGAUAUGGAUUGGGUUUUUCGUGCGAGUAUACAAGAUUUCAGGGACUGAUGAGUGAUCGGAUGUGUGAUUGAUCUUUAAAGUUAUAAAAUAGCACAUGCAUGGACAUUGUACUAGGAUGUUACAUUUAGUUUUUAUUGUUUUUCUUUAUGUUAUUUUGUUAUGUUUUUAUACGAGAAUAAAAAUUUGAAUUCU
This is a messenger RNA of Mytilus californianus (California mussel), 3499 nucleotides long. Its product is annotated as extracellular tyrosine-protein kinase PKDCC-like. Gene Ontology annotation, biological process: protein phosphorylation. Gene Ontology annotation, molecular function: non-membrane spanning protein tyrosine kinase activity; ATP binding. Bases 601 to 1968 code for a protein of 455 amino acids. The transcript has 7 exons. Lineage: Eukaryota; Metazoa; Mollusca; Bivalvia; Mytilida; Mytilidae. The record is from RefSeq and is a predicted model, not a curated record.